Messenger RNA from Adineta ricciae, 663 nucleotides. NCBI's taxonomy places the organism in Eukaryota, Metazoa, Rotifera, Eurotatoria, Adinetida, Adinetidae. The record is from the annotation of a GenBank genome assembly.
AUGGUCUACAGAAAAACACGUUGGAAAUGGCAUGAAUGUUUGCAAGCACGGAAUGAAAUAAUCGACAACGAUUCCGAAUGUGACAGUGAUGAUUAUCUUGACAAUGGGUCGAUCACAAUAGAAUGGAAAAGCUCCAUUGAAGAACAUGAUCAAACAAGUUCUCUAGUCAGAAUGAAUGCGAAUGACGAUAUUCUAAAGCAGCAACAAAAAUUGAAGGAAGAAGCAAAAAUUGCGCUUGUAUUAGGUGCAAAGAUGGCUCGGAUGCAAGUCGAACUGGAACGACAAAUAUUGGAAAAGAAACGUUCAUCACUCUAUGACCUCAUGGAAAUCAAUAUUGACAUGGAUAAGCCUUUAACAAGUGAAAUUCUCGAAGAGAUGAACAUUGGUCAAUUACAAGCAAUUAUCAAUGAUUUAUAUUGCUUGAUCGAAGAUAAUAAUGAUCAGUUAGUGAGUCUGUUGAUUGAAAGAGAUUCAUUAAGUAUGGAACAAGAUUCGAUUCUUGUCGAUAUUGAAGAUUUACAAAAACGAGUUCAAGAACGUACCAUGAACGUCUCGUCAGUCUGCGAGUCGAAAGAAUAUGUUUAUAUACAAAAACGUCCACAAGAAACUCUUCCGAAAAAAUCCAUUUUUCAAAAUCUUCUACGGAAAGCUAUGAUUAUUUGA